AUGAAGUUCAAUUUUCAAUUAAGUUUAAUUAAUACUUUGUCUUUUAUAACCAUUUUACUUUUUAACGACGCUUCUGUUUCUGGUGAAACAGUGUCAGAACACAGUUCUGGAUCUAACACUGUCACCUUAUCCCCCGCUGGUGCUGUAACUGUAAACACCCAAACUACUAGUACUAGCUACUGGACUGGGUCAUCUGAUAUCACUUAUUCAACUGUCAUUGUCGAAAAGAAAUGUGUUGAAUACGAAAUUACCUCGAAUACCGUUUACUUUGUUCAAACACCAAUUAGGAAUGCAAGUACAAGGAUUUCCACAUAUGUCGAGAAUCUUCCUGAUUUUAUUACUUCAACUUAUGGCACCACCACGUUUACUGGUACAGAUGGUUUGGAAACAACAGAAACAAUUUAUAUAAUUUCUGUUCCAAUUGUCGAAACCACUGUCUGGAUAACCACCGAUUUUCCUGAUGAUUUCGUUCUUCCUCUAUCCCCAACUACAUCAAGGACAUCAGUCACUGUUACACCUACUAAAGGAGCAGCUUAUGUUCAACACAUUGAGUACGCUAAUAAACCACAAAAGAACUAA
This is a messenger RNA of Vanderwaltozyma polyspora DSM 70294, 579 nucleotides long. RefSeq lists its product as uncharacterized. The record is from RefSeq and is a predicted model, not a curated record. Lineage: Eukaryota; Fungi; Ascomycota; Saccharomycetes; Saccharomycetales; Saccharomycetaceae. Gene Ontology annotation, biological process: flocculation. Bases 1 to 579 code for a protein of 192 amino acids. The transcript has a single exon.